Molecule: messenger RNA, 2171 nt
Organism: Fundulus heteroclitus (mummichog)
Lineage: Eukaryota; Metazoa; Chordata; Actinopteri; Cyprinodontiformes; Fundulidae
Product: E3 ubiquitin-protein ligase TRIM21-like
Exons: 2
Coding region: 118-1737 (539 amino acids)
Molecular function (GO): zinc ion binding; protein binding
Source: RefSeq, a predicted model, not a curated record
CUGGAUCUCAGCAGCGCUGCAGUCAAGAUUAAUGUUCACUUCUAACGAAAAUAGGAGAAAAUAAUCUGAGACUCACUUUCUGUUCCUCAACAACACACUGAGAUACUGAGUUCAGAAAUGUCUUCUGGCAGCAACCUGAGGUCUGAGGAUCAGUUUCUGUGCUCCAUCUGUCUGGAUGUGUUCACUGAUCCAGUCAGCACACCAUGUGGACACAACUUCUGCAAAGCCUGCAUCACUCACUACUGGGAGGCUAAUGUUCCCUACAAGUGUCCCCUGUGCAACGAGCUUUUCACCUCUAGACCUCAGCUGAGAGUCAACACCUUGUUUAGAGAGAUGGUUGCUCAGUUCAGACAUGAAGCUCAGCAGGAAGCCAGCAGCAGCAGCUCAGCUGCUAAACCAGGAGAAGUUCCCUGUGACGUCUGCACUGGAACCAAGCUGAAGGCCCUGAAGUCCUGCCUGGUGUGUCUGCUCUCCUACUGUCAGACUCACCUGGAGCCUCAUCUGACCACUCCACGUCUGAAGAAACAUCAGCUGAUGGAGCCUGUGGAGAACCUGGAGGACAGGAUGUGUCUGCAGCACGAUAAACCCCUGGAGCUGUUCUGUAGGACCGACCAGACAUGUGUCUGCUCGCUCUGUUCUGUUCUAGACCACAAGAACCACAAGUUUGUUCCUCUGAGAGAAGAAUGUGAAGGAAAGAAGGCAGAGCUGAAGAAGACCGAGGCUGAAGUUCAGAAGAUGAUCCAGAGCAGACGAGUGAAGAUCCAGGAGAUCAAAGAGUCGGUGAAGAUCAGUAAAGAUGCUGCAGACAGAGAGAAAGCAGAAGGUGUUCAGGUCUUCACUGCUCUGAAGGAGGCUGCUGAGAGAGGCCUGAAGAAGCUCAUCAAGGAGAUCCAAGACAAACAGAAAACUGCAGAGAAACAGGCUAAAGACUUCAUCAAAGAUCUGGAGCAGGAAAUCUCUGAGCUGAUGAAGAGGAGCUCUGAGGUGAAGCAGCUCUCACAGUCUGAAGACCACCUCCACCUCCUCCAAAGCUUCUCCUCCCUGAAAGCUGCUCCACCCACCAAGAACUGGACAGAGAUCAGAGUUCAUCCUCCAUCAUAUGAGGGGACUGUGGUGAGAGCUGCUGCUCAGCUGCUGGAGAAGAUGAAGAAGGAGAUGAAGAAGAAGCUGCUGGAGGCUGAUCUAAAGAGGGUCCAGCAGUAUGCAGUGGAUGUGACUCUGGAUCCUGAUACAGCUCAACCCUGGCUCAUCCUGUCUGAUGAUGGAAAACAGGUGAAACAUGGAGAUGUGAGGAAGAAGCUUCCAGACAAUCCAGAGAGAUUUUCUGAGUGUCCGGAUGUUUUAGGACAUCAGAGUUUCUCUUCAGGCAGAUUUUACUUUGAGGUUCAGGUUAAAGGAAAAACUGAGUGGACUUUAGGAGUGGCCAGAGAGUCCAUCAACAGGAAGGGAACAUUCGCUCUGAGGCCUCAGAAAGGUUUCUGGACUGUUUGGUUGAGAAAUAGAAAUGAGUACUCAGCUAAUGCUGAACCUUCAGUCCGUCUCCAUCUCCAGCCUGGUCCUGAGAAGGUGGGGGUGUUUGUGGAUUAUGAGGAGGGUCUGGUCUCCUUUUAUAAUGUAGAUGCUGCAGCUCUGAUCUACUCCUUUACUGCCUGCUGCUUCACUGAGAAGCUCUACCCAUACUUCAGUCCCUGUUUAAAUUAUGGAGGUAAAAACUCUGCUCCUCUGAUCAUCUGCUAAUCAGGAUGGUUUUAACUCUGAUGAAUAUGAACCAGAACCAGAAUCAGAACCAGAACCAGUUGAAGCUCCAUGAAUAAUGAACCUGUGGGUGGAGAACCUCCAGUCUGAGUGACUCUUAGGUUUUUGUAAAUACAGCCAUGUUAGUAAUCAAGGUGAGAGCAGACUUAAAAUUGUAGAUUACGUAAUAAUGUGGACUGUAGCAUCACCUCUGAUGUCAAGGUCCCGGUCAGUGAAACUACAGGUGCACAACCACUGAUGAUGUCAUGACCUCACCGCUGCUGCUGGGGGAAACUGCUGGUAGACGUGGUUUCAAUGUUCACACUCAGAGCUGUAAUACUUUUCAUUGUAACUCAGACAGGUGCAGUUCAUUUAAAAGAUGCCGUUUUAGCGAAUAAUCAGACAGAAACAGGGAAACCAGCAACUGGUGGUGGGGC